AUGUCGUCCGCAACGCGGCAGCAGCAGCAACGCCGUCGACUGAUACUCGAUUUCGACAGCACGAUCACAAAGAAGGACACGAUUUCCGUGCUGGCAUCUGCGGCCAUCGCACACCAGCAGAAGCGGCAGAAGCAGCAGCGGCAGCGGCGGCGGCAGCAACAGCAAGAAAAUGAUAGAGAUGGUAUCCUGGAGGACAAGUGGAGGCAAGUCGUGGAGCGCUACAUGAGAGAUCUGCAGUCGUACAAGGAGAGUUCCGGCGUCCCAGAGGAGGAUGAGGAGGGGGUCACCACCACCACCACCACCAUGGCGCUGGAACGUGAAGUAGAGUACCUAUCCGGCAUGUCGUCCGUGGAGGCAGCAUCCCUGGAGAGGGUUCGCGACAGCGGUGUGUUUGCCGGGCUCGGGGCCGAGGCGCUACGGCAGAUGGGACGGGACGCCGUGUCGGCCGGCAGCGUGGUGUUGAGGGAGGGAUUAGACCGCCUCGUCGACCUGGCAACCCGGUCGGGGUGGGAGGUGGCCGUACUGUCGGUGAACUGGUCGGCCUCGUUCAUCCGGGGGGUUCUGGGGGCCCGCGACAUGGCUGUGGUGGCCAACGAGGUGUGCCCCCGCGACGGCGGUAUAGUCUUCCCGGACGGCGACGCGGGAUCGAGACCGCUGACUACGUCGUGGGAUAAGCUGGACGCCAUGAAGAGGUGUCUGCCUGCCCGGUCGGUGACGUACAUGGGUGACUCUACGACGGACCUCGAAUGUCUACUCUACCAGAGGGGUGUUGUCAUGGCCGACAGCGAGGAGGGGUCGUCGCUCAUCGGUACCCUACGACGUCUGGGGUACACUGUGUUGCAUGUCAGUCAGCAUGGUGGUGGUGGUGAUGGUGGCCAUGUCAUGUACUGGGCUAGCGAUUUUGACCAAGUUGUUGAUAGUGGUCUGUUACCGUCGUGA
Molecule: messenger RNA, 939 nt
Organism: Geosmithia morbida
Lineage: Eukaryota; Fungi; Ascomycota; Sordariomycetes; Hypocreales; Bionectriaceae
Exons: 1
Coding region: 1-939 (312 amino acids)
Source: RefSeq, a predicted model, not a curated record